CCAAAAAAUCGCAAUUCGUUUUGGUUUGGUUGCAUCACGGUCGUUUGAAUUAAAAUUUGUGAAAAACUCUUGAUUUACGAAGUUCAACCAGUUCAAUAAUGUUUAAAGUGUUGAGGCUUUGUUCAGCUUCCAACGUAGUUAAUAUCGCACAGUUGCCGGCUUCUCGAAUACCGCUCGCCGGUAAUCAGAUAUGGUCGGUGCAUCGCUUUUUCUCGAAACCAUCUACACUGGAACAAAACAUCGGAUCUGAUUCGGACAAAUCUACCGCCUGGAAUACCAUUUAUCAUUUUCCGGGCAUAAUGCUAACGGCUUCGAUUAAACGGCUGCAGACCUAUCCGAUGAUCAUGACCGCCGUAAGCGUACCGAUCAGCAUGGGUUUGGCGUAUGCAGAUCUUGUGUCGAUGACAACGGCCCAAGUUUGCGGAUCGAUAGGUUUUACCACCACGGCGACCCUUCUUCUGUUUAGCUACUUAACCAACAAUCUGAUCGGCUACGUGUACACCGAUGAUGCAUGCAAUAAGGUAAAAAUAGCUUACGUUGACAAGAGCGGAAAGCGACAGAAUCGCAUUUACACCAUUGACGACAUUGUUCCGCGAACGGAAAUGAGUCGAUCGUUGUUCAGUUUUUAUUUCCCGGUAAAAAAUCACGAUAACCGGGAUCAGUACAAGCUGAUUCACCGGUACGGCCAAAUAUACGACUAUCAAGCUUUUGCGCGGGUUUUCGGUCGUGAUGUUUGAAGUUGGCUAGUUUUAAGAAAUUAGUUACCACA
This is a messenger RNA of Uranotaenia lowii, 769 nucleotides long. RefSeq names its product transmembrane protein 186. Bases 99 to 737 code for a protein of 212 amino acids. NCBI's taxonomy places the organism in Eukaryota, Metazoa, Arthropoda, Insecta, Diptera, Culicidae. The transcript has 2 exons. The record is from RefSeq and is a predicted model, not a curated record. Gene Ontology annotation, cellular component: mitochondrion.